This is a messenger RNA of Lactuca saligna, 1225 nucleotides long. The record is from the annotation of a GenBank genome assembly. Lineage: Eukaryota; Viridiplantae; Streptophyta; Magnoliopsida; Asterales; Asteraceae.
UUCUUUGAAUUUUUAUUUAUUAAUUUUCCAUUUCAGUUAUAUCAUCCUAAAUAUCAGUUACCCUUGAUAGUCUUUUCCUUUUUCAGAAUCAAAAUCACAAAUAUGAGAUUCAUAUUAUUUACUCAAACGAUCCCCCUUUUCUUAUAUGUUUCCCCACAAAUAAAAUUACAUUAUUUUGUGAUAAAAAAUGGAAUCGCAACAGAUUUUUCUACAUUCAUAUGCAACACUCUCAUGAUCUCAAUUUUUCUCAAAUUUUUGCAGAAUGAAUCAACAAAACAUAUCAAAGACACCCGAUCUCCCUGUAAAACGUAAACGCGGUCGUCCACGUAAGGAUGAAAGCAUGCCAAGACCACAUCCUCAACCACCUCCACUUCUGCCACCGGUAGCUCCGGCACCACCACCACCCACCUUCCCAACCACCAUCCAACCACCACCACCACCACCACCAACCACCGUCCUUCCUCCGGUCGACCACACCAUGGUCGGACAGGCGGUUACAUGCAUAAUCGAUGGCAUUUUCGAUAACGGGUACCUCCUCUCGACCCGUUUGGGCCCCAAUAACUCCAUCCUACGUGGCAUUGUUUUCCAACAGGGGCAUGUGGCCCCCGUGACACAGGAAAAUGACGUGGCACCCCACCUCGAGAUGUGCACCAGAACUGAAUUUCCGAUUCCGCCCGCGAAUCCUAGAAACCCGGUGCAGUUUUGUGCUCCGGAUCAAUCCGUAUGUGUAAAGCAAGCGGGAGAGACUGCGCAAAAUUACCAAAAUACCCCUCAACCGGAAAGUCUGAGAUUGGUUGAGCAGGAUGAUGUCAUGCAGGUUUUUGAGGUUUCUAAAGCAUCGGAAGAUGUUCCGAAAGAUUGUGAAAACGAGGACGUGGGAUGUGAUCCAACGGCUGAGACCGAAAAGGAAUCCAUGAUUCCGGGAGACGUCUCUGGAAUGGAAUCUGAGCAACAUGGGAAUCAAGAUAUGGAGAAGAAGGAUGAGGUUGAGCUGCGUGUAAAGGAACCAGACGAGCUUAUAACUCCUGUAGGGGCAAUUACGGAAAAUCAACCGUUGUUGGGGAAGGAUGAGCUGCAGGAAGAAAGUAAAGAACAAACAGUUGAAGUGAACAACAAUAUUGAUGCAACUCAAGCAGUGGCUGUGGAUCUUUCUUUAAGCAAUUUUUCCGAAAUUUAAAGCAAUUAAUUAGUUAAAUGGAAUAGGUAAAAUCAAUUAAGAGCUUUU